CACUGUUCUUCUUCUUCUCUAUCUAAGCGGAAAACCAAUUGUUACAGUUCACAAGUAAUCUCUUUCUCAAGCUUUCUCUCUCUACCAAUUAAAGCAUCUCUCUUUCCUCUCUCUCUCUCCACGACAACUCCGUAAGACCCGCUCUCUGUGUCCAAUUUUCUUCUUCGUCUUCCCCUUCUCGCUAGGGUUUUGAUUCCUUCAACACAGACCCACAUCAUCUGCGUUUCUUCUUCUUCUUCUCUCUUUGUCUAAUAUGACCUCGACUUCCGCGAAGAACAACGGCUUAUCAGCCGCGCUUGUCUCGAAUCUCCAGGAUGUGCUUUCGAAAAGAAGAGGAGGGAGCGAGGAAGGAACUGUGAGCGAUGGAUCGGCGGAGGAGGCUCCGUCUACUUCUGAUUCCGUCGAUGUUUCGGCCGCAGAGAAGGAGAUCGAUGACUCAAAACCCAUCGUUUUAGUCACGAAUGGCGAUGGGAUUGAUUCGCCUGGGCUCGUCUCUCUCGUCGAGGCUUUGGUUCGCGAAGGGCUCUACAAUGUCUAUGUCUGUGCUCCUCAAACGGAUAAAUCAGCGGCUGCUCAUUCUACGACUCCAGGAGAAACCAUUGCUGCAAGUUCCACUAAUAUCAACGGUGCCACAGCCUUUGAAGUUUCAGGGACUCCUGUGGACUGCAUCUCGUUAGGAUUAUCAGGGGCGCUCUUUGCUUGGUCCAAACCAAUAUUGGUAAUUAGUGGAAUCAAUCAGGGAUCAAGCUGUGGGCAUCAAAUGUUCUAUUCAGGUGCAGUUGCUGGAGCCAGGGAAGCCUUGAUUUCUGGAGUACCCUCUUUGUCAAUAUCAUUGAACUGGAAGAAAGAUGAAAGCCAAGAAAGUGACUUCAAGGAUGCUGUUGGUGUCUGUUUACCUUUGAUAAACGCAACAAUCAGAGACAUUGAGAAAGGAGUUUUCCCUAAAGACUGCUCUCUCAACAUAGAAAUUCCCACAUCACCCUCAUCAAACAAGGGUUUCAAGGUAACAAAACAAAGUGUGUGGAGGCAGAGUCCUUGUUGGCAAGCUGUUUCAGCUAACCGUCACCCUGGUGCUGGGAAUUUCAUGUCCAACCAACAAAGUCUAGGAGCUCAGCUUGCCCAGCUUGGCAGAGAUGCUUCAGCUGCUGGGGCGGCUCGCCGAUUUACCACACAGAAGAAGAGUAUUGUUGAGAUUGAAUCGGUUGGUGUUGCUGGUAAAACUGAUAGCCGUGUUAAGAAAUACUUCCGUCUAGAGUUUGUGACUAAAGAACAAGAACUUACGGAUGAAGAUUUGGAUGUCAAGGCUCUAGAAGAUGGUUUUGUUUCUGUGACUCCGCUGCCUCUAUGUCCAAAAAAGGAUUCGGAAAUUCAAGCCGCAGCAUCAGAAUGGAUCUCCAAAGCCCUUAACGCUGAUCAAUGAAAAAGGUCUUUCACUGUAAAUUAUGUUACAUGAUUUGGCAAAAACUCUCCAACAAUUCUGGUCUGCAUUUGUUUGUUCUUGUGGUCUUGUUGUCCUUUAACCCCUUUUUUUUUUUUAAAUUUAUUUAUUCGAUCCCCUAACAAGUCUCGUGGGUUGUUUUUGUUGGAUUGUUUCAUUUGUUUGUUUGUCAGUAGCUAUUUGGGAACGCUUACCUUGGUAAUUAUAUUAUUUUGUUUUGCAUA
This is a messenger RNA of Eutrema salsugineum, 1662 nucleotides long. Its product is annotated as 5'-nucleotidase SurE. Gene Ontology annotation, molecular function: nucleotidase activity. The record is from RefSeq and is a predicted model, not a curated record. NCBI's taxonomy places the organism in Eukaryota, Viridiplantae, Streptophyta, Magnoliopsida, Brassicales, Brassicaceae. The coding region runs from base 254 to 1420 and encodes 388 amino acids. The transcript is spliced from 10 exons.